Messenger RNA from Vittaforma corneae ATCC 50505, 354 nucleotides. RefSeq lists its product as uncharacterized. The coding region runs from base 1 to 354 and encodes 117 amino acids. NCBI's taxonomy places the organism in Eukaryota, Fungi, Microsporidia, Nosematidae. Gene Ontology annotation, molecular function: protein binding. The record is from RefSeq and is a predicted model, not a curated record. The transcript has a single exon.
AUGAAUAAGUAUCCAAUAUGUCUAUCUUAUUGUAAGAAGGCACUUGAAAUUAGGGAGGAUGGGACAAUUUACAAGUUGAUGGGAAAGGUACACCAAGGCCUAAACAAUACAGAACUGGCCAUUAGAUACUUUGAACGGUCAAGCAAGUUACAAGAACAUGACUCGUUGCUGUAUCUUGCUGAGAUUUUCAAGAAUAAGAAUGAUACAGCAAGAGUACUGGAACUGUAUGAUCAGUAUUUAAGGGUUGGGGAGAAAAAUGCCAAGACAGUUGCCGAGUAUCUUGCAAAUUACUACGAAGAACAGGGAAACUUUAUUAAGAUGGAGGAAUACAGACUAAUCCAAAAUAAAUUGUGA